This is a messenger RNA of Topomyia yanbarensis, 1057 nucleotides long. RefSeq lists its product as uncharacterized. The transcript has 2 exons. The coding region runs from base 48 to 569 and encodes 173 amino acids. The record is from RefSeq and is a predicted model, not a curated record. NCBI's taxonomy places the organism in Eukaryota, Metazoa, Arthropoda, Insecta, Diptera, Culicidae.
UCCAUUAUUUUCUUUUUCUACGAUUAGUUGAAGCAGCAACCGGAGGCAUGGAUGGACACUGCAUUGAUGAUCUAGCUAAAGAUACGCUUGAUGUCGCUAAACGUAAAGUAAAUCUAUUUAAACUUAAUAGGACAGCGAAAGAAAAAGGACUACAGUACAUUAGGAAAGACGGCACUGUUGUUCCGACACGUAGUGUAAAACCACCAUGCAAGUGCAACAUGGAAUGUUUUUCGAAAUACACUGAAGCUGUACGCAAAGAAAUAUUGACCAAUUUUCUACGAUUGAAAAGCUCGGGACAAAAUCAGUUCCUUGCAACUCAUAUGUUUGUGAAACAAACAGCACGGAUAAGAGUGGUAAACUCCCGCAGGACUUAUAGUCGUGUUUACAAACUGCCUUCUCACAACGGCACCACAACAGUCUGUAAAGUUAUGUUCAUGGACACGUUCGACAUAAAGGAUAGAAAACUUCGCUGCUUAGCUGAUAAAAUAAUUCAGGGUAAUGGAGUCGCUCGAGAUGAUGGCCGCGCGAACAACACUAGCCCGAAAGAAGUUAAGCGAGGACAUCAUUAAAUACAUAAAAGACCACAUCAAAGCUUUCCCAGCCUAUACUAGUCAUUAUGCACGGGAGGAUUCGUCUCGUUUAUACUUGGCAAGCGACUUGAACAUAAAAAAGAUGUACGAAUUAUACCAAUCAAAAUGCGCAGAGGAUGCUCUCAUUCCGGUCAACUACACAACUUAUCGAUUGAUAUUCAAAUCAUUAAAUAUGUCAUUUCGCAAGCCGAAGGUUGAUACGUGUGGGCGUUGCGAUGAACUACGGAUGCGUCUUAAAAUAACUACUGAUUUAGAUGAGAAAGAAGAAAUUGAGCGACAUAGAAACCAACAUCAUGACUCGGCAAAACGUGUAUACGACGAGAAGAAAAGGAUAUGGAACAUGCCCGAACGGAUCCUACAGUACGAACUACGAGUUUUGAUCUUCAGAAGCAGCUUGCAACACCGUUCCUCUCAUGCGGGAUAUCGUACUACUCGCGCCAAUUAUACACGUAUAACUUGACGUUAUU